Rotaria sp. Silwood1 is the source of this 327-nucleotide messenger RNA. The record is from the annotation of a GenBank genome assembly. NCBI's taxonomy places the organism in Eukaryota, Metazoa, Rotifera, Eurotatoria, Philodinida, Philodinidae.
AUGUAUACUAAUGUUCAGCCACAAAAUGUUUAUUAUAUACCACCGGGACAAUUUGAACAAUUACAGGGACAAGUUUAUGAUGUUACACAAAUAAUGAGAAAUAAUAUACAAUUAGGAAUACAACGUGGUGAAAACCUUGAUGAUCUUCAAAUUAAAGCAGAGGAUCUGAAUAACUACUCUCAACAAUUUGCUCAUACUGCACAAGAAGUUCACAAAAAAUAUUGGUGGCAAAAUGUUUAUAUGUGGAUUCUUUUAAUUUUUGUUAUCAUUGUAAUCAUUGUUCUCGUCAUUGUCCUUCCUAUUCUUGCGUCACAGCAUAAAAUUUAA